Rosa chinensis is the source of this 3768-nucleotide messenger RNA. RefSeq names its product beta-galactosidase 6. Gene Ontology annotation, molecular function: beta-galactosidase activity. The transcript has 18 exons. Gene Ontology annotation, biological process: carbohydrate metabolic process. The record is from RefSeq and is a predicted model, not a curated record. The coding region runs from base 326 to 2503 and encodes 725 amino acids. Gene Ontology annotation, cellular component: cell wall; vacuole. NCBI's taxonomy places the organism in Eukaryota, Viridiplantae, Streptophyta, Magnoliopsida, Rosales, Rosaceae.
CAAUCUUGUGCACUAUCUAUCUUAGCAAAACUGAAAUAUACAAACGGUGCAUGUGACACUUCGAGAUCUCAUCACCAAGAUAACCCCCUAUAUCCUCUGUUUGGUAGUGAUGAAAUAUAUUUGAGUGGUGUACGUAAGAAUCAGAAGGUUUCCUUUUACAUUAAUACAAUCCCAUAUAUACAUUCCCAAGUACUCCACCUUUCAGUUACCAAACUUUAACGAGUAUAUAUGUCUUUAACGUCCCCAUAAAGACGAAGUUAAGUGUACCAGCUGCUGCUUCAGCUUCCUUGCUUAUCUUAGUGGGGAGAGAGAGAGAGAGAGAGAGAUGGAAUGGCGCUGGCUACAGUUUUGGGUUAUGGUGGUGGUGGUUCUGAUUACUGAUGAGAGGGUUUCUGUUAGUGGAGGAAAUGUGACCUACGACGGAAGAUCUCUCAUCAUCGACGGCCAAAGAAAGAUUCUUUUUUCAGGUUCUAUUCACUAUCCUCGGAGUACACCUGAGAUGUGGCCAUCUCUGAUCGGAAAAGCCAAGGAAGGAGGACUUGAUGUGAUUCAAACCUAUGUGUUUUGGAACCUUCACGAGCCUCAACCGGGUCAGUACGAUUUCAGUGGAAGAUAUGAUCUAGUAAAGUUCAUAAAGGAAAUCCAAGCACAAGGGCUUUAUGCUUGCCUUAGGAUUGGACCAUUCAUUGAGAGUGAAUGGACAUAUGGGGGUUUUCCAUUUUGGCUGCAUGAUGUCCCAGGCAUAGUUUACCGCACAGAUAAUGAGCCCUUUAAGUUUUACAUGCAAAAUUUUACUACAAAAAUUGUGAACUUGAUGAAAUCAGAGGGAUUAUAUGCUUCACAAGGAGGUCCAAUCAUACUCUCGCAGAUUGAAAAUGAAUAUCAAAAUGUGGAAGCAGCAUUCCACGAGAAAGGACCUGCCUACGUUCGAUGGGCUGCAAAAAUGGCAGUCGACCUCCAAACUGGUGUGCCAUGGGUGAUGUGCAAGCAAACUGAUGCUCCUGAUCCAGUGAUCAAUACCUGCAAUGGAAUGCAAUGUGGGAAGACUUUUGGAGGACCAAACUCACCUAAUAAACCCUCUAUGUGGACAGAGAAUUGGACGUCAUUCUAUCAAGUGUAUGGCGGAGAACCAUACAUAAGAUCUGCUGAAAAUAUUGCAUUUCACGUUGCGCUUUUUAUAGCUCGGCUGAAUGGAAGCUAUGUAAACUACUACAUGUAUCAUGGUGGAACUAACUUUGGAAGAACAAGCUCUGCAUAUGUCAUAACAGGUUAUUAUGAUCAAGCUCCGCUAGAUGAAUAUGGUUUGUUAAGGCAACCCAAAUGGGGUCAUCUUAAGCAAUUGCAUGCUGCAUUUAGAAACUGCUCGACAACUUUACUGCAGGGAAUGAGAACUAAUUUUUCUUUAGGUCAACUUCAAGAGGCCUAUGUCUUUCAAGAAGAAAGUGCUGGAAGAUGUGUUGCAUUUCUAGUAAAUAACGAUGAAAAAACUAAUGCUACUGUUCAAUUUCGAAAUAUAUCAUACGACCUGAUGCCAAUGUCAAUCAGCAUUCUACCAGACUGUGAAAAUGUGAUUUUCAACACUGCAAAGGUGAAUACAAGCUCUAACAAAAGAAUUACAAGAUCAGCUCAAAUCUUUGAUUCAGUGGAUAGUUGGGAGGGGUCUAAAGAUGUCAUCCAAAAUUUUGAACCUACAAUAUCUCUACAAUCGGAUACACUACUUGAGCACAUGAACGUGACCAAAGACAAAUCUGAUUAUCUUUGGUAUACUAUGAGAUUUCAGCACAACAUUUCUUGCACUGAACCAGUACUUCGUGUAGAGUCCUUCGGACAUGUAACACAUGCUUUCGUGAAUGGCAUAAACACAGGAAAUGCACAUGGCAGUCAUGAUACCAAACAAUUCAUUAUGGAGAUUCCAGUUCUGUUAAACGAUGGAAGUAACAAUAUUUCUUUGCUAAGCGUUAUGGUUGGACUACCGGACUCGGGUGCUUUUCUUGAAAGCAAAUUUGCUGGCUUGAAAAGAGUUGAAAUUCACUGCAACGAAACCGAUCAAUUUUACAAUUUUACUAACUAUGCAUGGGGAUACCAGGUUGGGUUACUUGGAGAAAAGUUGCAAAUAUAUAGAGAAGAAAAUCUGGACAACAUUGAAUGGAACAAUAUUGAAGGCUAUUUUAAUCAAUCACUGACUUGGUACAUGACAUUUUUCGAUGCACCUGUGGGAAAUGAUCCAGUCGGCUUAAACCUUAGCUCAAUGGCAAAGGGCGAAGCUUGGAUUAAUGGACAAAGUAUUGGUCGAUAUUGGGUUUCAUUCCUUACUUCGAAAGGCCAACCUUCACAAUCGAUGUACCACGUUCCUCGAUCAUUCUUAAAAGAUUCUGAAAACCUUUUAGUUUUGCUCGAAGAAGUUGGUGGAAACCCUCUUCACAUUUCUUUAGAUACUAUUUCACUUUCCUCUCUAUCUGAAAGUACUUCUUAUCAUCAGAUCCCAUCAAUAAGUUUAGAGUGAUCACUUAUUUAAAUAGUCAAGAAAUUUAUAGAGUAUAACCACAUAAAUGUCAUCAUCCUCAUUUGCCAAGAAAAUUUCUUUACAGUUGUACAUACUUAUAUUAGUGUGGCUAUUCAUGUAAAUGGUCAUAGGGAUAUACUUGUGAUGGUUUGGUACUUGUAACUCUAGUAACCCUACCUCUCUCUAUAAAAAAGUGGAUUUUUCAGAUGAAUAAUACACACAAUUCCUUUGUCUCCAAACACUCUCUUACUUUUAUAUUUCACAACAUGUUAUUAUCAUGAAUAGCUCUGAGAUUCGGAUUGUCAACUAGAAGAGACUAAUAACUCUUGGGUUGGAUUGCCAAAAAGAAGAGGUGAAUCAUCAUUCAAUCAACAUGACCCUACUAGCUCUACAACAAAGUAGGCUUUCUAAAUCUGAAUUUUUAUUAAUGUUUAUCAAGCCUUUGAUUGAAUAUGACAAAUCACCAUGAAGCAUGAACCCUAGCUAUUUUGUUUCAAAUCUUAAAUCUACAUGCUUAUUAAACCAUGAUAGUAUGUAAAGAUCCCCUAUGAGGCUAUAAUGCAUGAACCCAAAAUAUGUCUAAUUAAUUAUUUUAUUUGGAAUAUUUUUGUUCAUGCUUUGGAUUGAUUGAUUGAAAAAAGAAAAGGGAGAAAUUAGGGUUUUUAGGAUUGCAGCUGGCAGCCCAAGCCACUUAUCCAAACCGGUACGUAGCUCAGCCCAAGCCGCAAGGCCCGCUACCACGUCAGCCCAAAGCAAAUCCACGCCAGGCAUAUUGUUACUAAAGCAACCCCUUUGCCUGAAGCAAAUGUUGUUGAUCAUCGCGAACCUAAUUGUGAAAGAAGAAAUUGGGGCCAUGGAAGGGACAGAAGGUUCGAUCGUCCGAAACGAGGAAGAAGAUGUGGCCCAUAUAUAUGGCCAUCAGCCGUGUGGCUAAAGCUCACGUAAUCUGGGCCCAUGUCGCCAAGGCCCACAUGGUGGGAACCGUGGUGCCCCAGCUAAACAAGCUCGAGUUGAAAGGAACACUAUUUCAGCCUUUCGCCACCAGAAUCAGUAGGAUAUUUGAUAUCAGUGUAGAUAAAUUGAUCACUGGUCUCGCACUUGCCGUGCGGAAGCAGAUUUUGUAAAUGAGUAUCACACCGGUCGUGGAACUCGAGUGGCCAACUUUUCAAAGGGCCAAUUCCUAUGGAUACCACACUAGAGAUCACAUAUUUCCAGGCAGGUACUGGACAUACCAAGGAUUGAAACUCGAAGAUAUGGAUAUGAUU